Molecule: messenger RNA, 912 nt
Organism: Prunus armeniaca (apricot)
Lineage: Eukaryota; Viridiplantae; Streptophyta; Magnoliopsida; Rosales; Rosaceae
Source: the annotation of a GenBank genome assembly
AUGGCUUUGGGAAAAAGCCCACUGAUUUGCUUGGUUAUGAUUGCUUUAUGUGGUAUUUGUUUCGGUGCUGUGUAUAGAGUUGGUGACUCUAGCGGGUGGUCUUCUAGAGGCCUUGUUGAUUACAACGAGUGGGCUUCAACAAAAGACUUCCAUGUUGGUGACACACUUACAUUUUCUUACAACAAUCAAUUCCAUAACGUGAUGCAAGUUACUAACGAAGAUUAUGAAUCUUGCAACCCUGCUUCUCCUAUCGCAGUUUAUGCCUCGGGAUCUGACACCAUCACCCUUGAAAGGCCCGAAAACUUUUACUUUUUGUGUGGUGCUCCUGGUCAUUGUCAAGCCGGACAAAGGGUUGAGAUUCUGGCCACCCUACCUACACCAGAUGACUCAUUUACAAGUCCAAGUCCGACACCUUCAGCCUCUCCUGCUGAUGCGAUGUCGCCAAGCUCAGCUCUAAGUAGCGGUCCUGCUCUUCAUUUUUCGGAACUUGGGUUGGGUGUCACCAUAAAUAAACUCCAAUAUAUGCUUCUCUCAUCAAUUAUAACUUGUUGGAGAUCUCAUCUAGUUCGAGAGCCUUACAGAGUUGUGACACGAGCGUUCAAAACCUAUUUCCUCAGCUUUUGCCUUCAAAGAGUUUACAAUUCGUCUGAAGGAUUAGAACUCUGUUUUGAAGAAAAGCCGGGGUUUAGAGAGUAUGCAGGAAUGACAUUUCAUUUUCAAGGUGCUGAUUUCGUUGUACAAGCAUUAUACAUGUAUCUUCACAACACUGAGAAACGCUACUUUUGUGUAGCAAUGUUGCCUUCAACUGAGGGAACCGUGAUCGGGGCAUGGCAGCAACAAGGCACAUGCUUUGUAUAUGAUCUUAAGUCGCGACAACUCCAGUUUGCUUCCGAGGACUGCUCAAAGGACUGA